Molecule: messenger RNA, 1137 nt
Organism: Trypanosoma conorhini
Lineage: Eukaryota; Euglenozoa; Kinetoplastea; Trypanosomatida; Trypanosomatidae
Exons: 1
Coding region: 1-1137 (378 amino acids)
Source: RefSeq, a predicted model, not a curated record
AUGAAGAACACUGACCACCUCAAGUCCCUCAUAGGCGACCUGGAGGCGUAUGAGCGGGAGCUGAAGGAGAAGGUGCUGCAGAAGGAGGUGGAGCUGCAGCAGCUGCUGCAGCGACUUGGCCCUGCCACUGCCACUGUCACUGCUGGCUGCUGCUCCUCGGCUGCGUUGUCGGGCCCGUGGCGGCUUUGCGUAGCGCGCGCAGAGGCCGCGGGGAGGGCGGUCACUGGGGCGGCGGCGGCGUCGCCUUCCCCAUGUAUUACAGACGAGAGACGGCGCAUUCCCCUCACUCUCAGCGGCAGAGGGUCGCUUGGGAACGGCCAUGCUGAGAAGCACGAUGCGCCCCAAAAGAAGGACACAUCCGCCUCCAUCGACAUUGACGCGCUUUCUUCCAUAUCGCGCGCCAGUACCUCCUCCGUGGAGUCCGCCGAUGCCCUCUCAAAGGCGCGGCAGCUCCUGGCUGCGAUCGACACUGCAAAGGGUAGGCCAGCGCGCCGGGUGCGUUUUGCAAGUCGAAGCCCACAAGUUGUGUCGAGCGCCCUACAAGGUUCGGCCCCUGCGGGUCCCGCGAAGGGAGCGGCGCAGGGAAAGCCGCGUGGAACCCCGUUGCCGCAGUCCCAGGCACCGCAGGCUCUCCCUCGAGAAGACGGCGGUGCAAGCAGCAACGCGGUUGCCGUACCCAUGCGAGACAACUCCGCUUCACCACUGUCUCAAGCUGCUCCGGGAGCCGGAAUCCGUGCGGAUUCGCCGGACCGUGUCCUUGCCGAUGAUGACGGGCCAUGCUAUGUCCGACGACGUCAACAACAGCAGGAAGAAGAACGGAGAAGGAAGGCGCAGCGAGGUCGGCCCCAGAGCUCUAAUAGUGAUGAAACCUUUGCUGUGGGAAAUAUUUCGACGGCGGUGGAGCUGACGAGGGUUGCUUCUCCAUCAGACUCUGACCUGCCAUGCGCACUACGCCGCUACAGGAGUGACAGCAGUCAGCGGCAGCAAGUCUGCCUUGGUCCUCCUGAAAAGCGCCGACAAAACUCCGCCUCUCCUAGUCUCAGCGCUGCUCGGCCGCAUCCUGUAAGUGAAGCCCAGGUAGAGGGCAGGGGUGCUGGUAUCGUUCUCGCCUGCGGUCCCACGCUCUUCUUCGACUGA